This is a messenger RNA of Danio rerio (zebrafish), 786 nucleotides long. The record is from RefSeq and is a predicted model, not a curated record. Lineage: Eukaryota; Metazoa; Chordata; Actinopteri; Cypriniformes; Danionidae.
UUGGAUAAAACAGGAACACACACACACGUGUUGCAGUGUCGUGUUCUGCCGCUAGAGAGCGCAGUCUGCCGUCCACCGCUCGCAUCACCAUAGAAACCGACGUGCUUUGCGACAUGUUUACAUGGUUUACGACAUGUUUACGAGCCACUCCUGCUGGAAAGCGCAGUCCACAGAAACUUCAGUCUCCUGAGUGCAGGUCAGAGCUCAUGAACACACACAUGUGGAGGGCAGCAGCACACAGUGGGAGAUGGACAGCUGUCAAUCAACUCAUCCGCACACACUCAGGUGUGAGCAGAAGGCGUGUGAUGGGCUCCUGCGGCCGCAUGUGGUCUGGUUUGGAGAGACGCUGGACUCGCACAUCCUCACUAAAGUGGAGAAGGAGCUGGAGACCUGCGACCUGUGUCUGGUGGUGGGCACUGCAGCAGUGGUGUAUCCGGCGGCCAUGUUUGGUCCUCAAGUGGCAUCACGUGGCGUUCCAGUGGCCGAAUUCAACACUCGACCCACAGUGAACACACCCCGAUACAGGUUUCAUUUCUCGGGCCGCUGUGCUGACACUCUUCCAGUGGCUUUAGCUCCUCACGAGUCUGAAGACUGAAGAUCUCGCUCAUCUCAGACGGACACAACUGGAAACGUGUGUGUGUGUGUGUGUGUUCUGGAAGCUUCUCCUGUGCCUUUGAGCUCCAUCAGUGUGUGUUUACAGUCGGUCUGUGCUUUACUGUUGCCUUCUGAUCAUUCCUGAACAUUCACCAGCAUUAAAGACCAAUCAAUAAAGCAGAUCUCAUAUCA